UCCAUAAAAAUAAAGGUAGCUACUGUUGAUCAGUAUCAUUAAUGACCAGCACGCGGCGCUAACGAAACUCGCAAUGCUAGAUUUAGAUUUGUUUUGUUGACGGAAUCUGGCGUUCAUCGAAGAAGAAAUGAGCAACGAUGGUGAGAGUUAAAUCGAGGUAUUUACUCUGUGAGAUUAACGUGUCUGACAGGAGCAGUCUCUUGUUCCUGGAUGACAGAGCUAUCGCCGCGGCGGUGAAAGAAGCGGUGGCCCGCAUACACGGCGACUACGGGGCGGCGAUGUGCAGCAUUAGAUUCUGCGUGAAAUACCUGAAUACCCAAACAGGAAUGGUAUUCCUGCGUUUCCCUAAAAGAAGCUACAAACUGCUGUGGUCAGCAUUGCCUUUCAUCACCAGUAUUAAAACCCGCUACCAGAAAAUACCAUGUUUUCUAAACUGUCUGCACGUAGGAGGAACAAUCAGAACUUGUCAGAAGUUUCUGAUACGAUACAACACACGGCAGCUCCAUCGAAUGCUCCCAAGUUGUAAAAAUGAAGAAGAAAAGAAACAGAUUCGCAAAGCUAUCCUAAGUUGCUCCAUAAUACAAGGAGCAUUUGAAGAUGAACCAGAGAAUGAUGAUGAUGAUGAAGAGGAAGCGUAAUCUGACAAACGCGGUUCACGGUGAUCAGUUUUACGAUGAGACUUUUGUUCUUCAUUUUCAUCGUCUUGUGUGCUAUUUUUUGUCAAAUAAAAUGAAAAAUUUUGAUGUAUUUGUUGGAUGUUCCAAGUUUUUUAAAUUAUUCGAUAGUUUGUUUUUAUAAAGCUAAACUACAAAUACGGUGACCCUGGUCAACACACAGCAACAAAUAAAGACAAGGAAAUAAUGUG
Molecule: messenger RNA, 865 nt
Organism: Phyllopteryx taeniolatus (common seadragon)
Lineage: Eukaryota; Metazoa; Chordata; Actinopteri; Syngnathiformes; Syngnathidae
Gene: pop5
Product: POP5 homolog, ribonuclease P/MRP subunit
Exons: 5
Coding region: 138-638 (166 amino acids)
Biological process (GO): tRNA 5'-leader removal
Cellular component (GO): ribonuclease P complex
Molecular function (GO): ribonuclease P RNA binding
Source: RefSeq, a predicted model, not a curated record